Molecule: messenger RNA, 771 nt
Organism: Aphanomyces invadans
Lineage: Eukaryota; Oomycota; Saprolegniomycetes; Saprolegniales; Verrucalvaceae
Exons: 1
Coding region: 1-771 (256 amino acids)
Molecular function (GO): metal ion binding
Source: RefSeq, a predicted model, not a curated record
AUGCGAAUUGUCGUUGGGCCGAAGAAACGAGUGUUUGACAAGGUCCUCAAGCACGACGACGUUGUAGUUGUGCCCGACUUUUUCUGUGCUGAGGACGACUGGAGUAUCUAUUACAAGUUGAUCGAAGAGAUGCGGUCAAUUCAAUCGAAAGGACAGUCCAAGUCGGAAUGGAUUCCAUGGGCUGAAGGUUGUCAUUUGAUUUCGCAAAACCCCACAGGAUGUCCAACCUACGAAGAUGUGCUCAAACGGACUGGCGAAUACUUCAACAUGAAGCAAGGCUCCCAAGGCACGCGUUUCAACUGGUACCGCGACAGUUCCAACUGGAAGCCAUUCCAUCACGACAGUGCCGCGUACAACCCCCACCGUGCCCGCAAUCAGAAUAUCACAGUGGGUGUAUCGUUUGGGUCGGAACGCGAGUUGUCGUUUUUGCACGCGAAGAACGGAUCCCGUGUCUACUUUCCCCAGACGAACGGCAUGUUGUUUGCGUUUGGGCGCGAUGUCAACAUCAACUGGAAGCAUGGGGUAAAUGCGUUGCCCGAAGACAAAUUUUGCGGCAAAGGAAGAAUCUCCAUCAUUCUCUGGGGCCUCGCGCAAGACGUCGUCGAAGAGCUAGACAGUCCUCCGUUGCUCACCAACGACGCGCGAAAUGGCUUCGACAACACCAAGAGCGAUCAACCCUGUCGCGAGUUUGACGACAAAGGAACCUGUCGUUUUGGUGAUCGAUGUCGCUUUGCCCACAAGUCGUCCAAGAGUGGUGGUGGCCGUAGAUAG